Molecule: messenger RNA, 3163 nt
Organism: Caenorhabditis auriculariae
Lineage: Eukaryota; Metazoa; Nematoda; Chromadorea; Rhabditida; Rhabditidae
Source: the annotation of a GenBank genome assembly
AUGUGUCCGCCCGUGAGGGAACUCGAAAAUGUGAGAAGACUGGAAGAGGAAGAGCCUCAGUGGUUGCCCGAGCCGCCGAACAAUCUUCAUGAAGAGAACGUCGCUCUCAACCCGGUUCCAUUGCCGCCGAUCAACGAGGAGCCGGAAAGGAUGCAUUUGAAUGGACUUGGAGGACUGCGGGCUUUGAUCCUGGUACGUCUUGAAUAAGUAUUUUGGCCGGAAAAACACAGUUUUUGCAAAUAGAAUCCUCUUGCAAAGUAUAAUUCACUUACAGAAAUCUUGCGAAAAAAAACAGCCAAGCUGUCUAAAAAUUUUUUUUUUGGAAGUUAACUUGCUGAUCGCGUUGAACUUAUUCUGAAUCUUUUCUUCAGCUAUCAAUAGAAUGAUCGUUUUUGAGCUGAAUUUCGAAUGACAGCAAUGACGGAAAUAGUAGGGUCUAGGUUGUGAUAGUUUUUGCGAUCCAACUCAGCAGGAAAAAUGCGACCAAACCCUUUUGAAAAGAGCUUUCUGAGUUAUUAAGGUUCAAAGUAACUUUUGGGAGCAUGCCUUAUUAUGCCUUACAUGCCAAAUUUAUUUUUUUAAGACUUGAAUGCUCAAAACUUUUUUGUAGGAAGAGAUCGAGGAAGAGAUCGAGGAAGACGAAGGAGAAUGGACCGUGCCUGAGUUGCCGGAUGAAGAUCAAGAGCGCAUGGAAAUGGCGGCUAACGAGGCUGUAUGUUUCAUUUUUCAAUUUGAUGGAAGGAAAAGUGAAUAAAAAGCUUAAUGCAUUUCGAAAUUGAGGGGACGAUGAUCGUCAUAUAAAUGCUAACAAUUUUUUGAAUUUCGCUCAAGUUUCCUCUUAUAGUCAAUUUGUCCCUACUUGAAAGGCGAGAGAGGCAGAGAAAUGGGCUGGACGCGUAGCGUGUGCGUUCGCGGUUCUUGGAACGAGUUCAAUUCAAUUGCCGCCGACUAUUUGAAAAGCUCGGCAACCGCUCUUUUUCAACGUUUUCUACUAUUUUUUGAUGCACACAUGAAAAUAAUCAAUAAGUAAUUGACAAAGGAAUGAAAAAAGCGAAAAAAACGGGUAAUAUUCAAUAAUAUUCAAAAAGCUCGGUCACCGUUCUUUUCAUAUUUACUCCACUACUUCUUAAUGCAAAAUAUUAAAAAAAGAAAUAAAGAACAAAAAGAAAAAAAGCAAUGAAAGGGCUCUCUAAAUAGUUGUUGGCGGUUCAAUUGAACUCGUGCCAAGAACCGCGUACGCACACGCUACGCGUCCCGCACACUUUUCUUCCUCUCUUGCCUCUCAAGCCGGGAAAAAAUUGACUAUAACAGGAAACUUUUGGAAGUUCACAUGAUCCAAAUCAUAAGAGUUUUUUGAGGAGGAGCAUCUGCGUGAAGAGGACCUCAGGAUUGUGCACGAAGAUGAUCAUCAGCAUCGUGCACGUCUGCGUCAGGAAAGACGCCUGGCAAUCGCCACUAUAGAGGCUGUACGUUUCCAUAUUAUGAGUUGAAAAAUUGGAUACCGAACUAUGAAAAUGAACUGCCGGAAUCAUCAAAGAUUCAAAUUUAUGCACUUUUAUGCAUAUUUUCAAAAGAAUUAAGACAAACGGCUGAUGCCUGAAAUUUUGGAAGCGGCAUAAGAAAAUCUUUUGAAAAUCAUGAAAAUAAUUUUGAACCAAGAAAUUUUCUGAUUUCUUCCAUUAUAUAGUUAAUUUUCCCCGACUUGAAAGGCAGGGGACGGGACGCGUAGCGUGUGCGUACGCGGUUCUUGGCACGAGUUCAAUUCAAUCGCAGCCGACUGUUUAAAAGCUCGGAAACCGCUCUUUUAUAUUUUCUAUUAUUUUGAUGGACAUAUGAACAUAAUCAAUGAAUAAUUGAACAAGGAAUGAAAAAAGCGAAAACCAGGUUUUUUUUAAGUAGUCACUGGCGAUAGAAUUGAACUCGUGCCAAGAACCGUGUACGCACACGCCUUGCCACCCUCGCCUUUCACGUCAGAAAAAAAUGACUAUACAAAUUCCUAGAUUUUUUUUUCAAGGAAGUGCGGCUCAUCGAAGGUGAAGCCCAAGAGAUGAGGCCUCCGCAGCCACAAGUUCUGCUGGAGAUGGACGAGGAGGAGGAAGCUCUUCUUGCCGCUGUAGGUCUUUUCUGAUCUGAAACGGAUCGCAUUGAAUUUGUAAAGAAUUCCGAGAAAAUAAUGUUUCGCUUUUCGAGAAAAUUAUCUGGAGAUGAUAUACACCUUGAUUUUUUUAUCAAAAAAAUUUUUUUCUUUUUAUUAUCUCUUUAAUGAGACUUCUCGGGAUCGAGGCAAACAAAAAAAUGACGUGAAAUUCAACUGUAUAACCUGUCGAUUUUCUAUAGUCUGUGUGCCAAGACUUGGAAUUUCACCGAACGACAUUCCGCUGUUCCGCUGCGUCCCUCGGUCUCGCUUUGAAUUGGUUCUCAUUUCUGAUAGAUGAACUGUUACACUAGGAAAACGUGUUGGUCGAGUUCUUAAGUAAAAUUAAAAAUUAAAAAGCGGCCGAGCAUGCAUCGGAACAGCGGAAUGUCGUUCGAUGAAAUUCCAAGUCGCGGUACACAGACUAUAGUCAAUAUUUUGUUUUUUUCUAUUUUUGAUUCUCAUGAAUCCUUAUGAUUUGCAUUGAUAGGAUUUUCAGUCCCGAAAAUACCAAGCAUAUUUGAUAUAGUAACUUUUCAGGAGGCGGCGAUCCGGGCCGACAUUCGAAAUCUGCAACAUCUUCGUUUCCAGCGUCAAGUGGAAUUCAACCACAUGCGAAACAGAAUGCGCUUCUUGGAAAACGAAGUGCGCCGCCGAGAGCAGCGUGCGGAUGUCAGUCUCUAAUUUAAAUAUUGAACUAAAACGGAAUCAAUGAAAAUUGGGAGAAUUGAUAGAAUCGCCAGGCCUGAUAUGAGACGUUCACAAAAGCAAAUUACUGAAAUAAGCAUAUUUUGACUUUCUCUGAUGCAUUGCUUUUCCUUGGACCCAUGAGGUCAUUUUCUGAUAAUAAAAUUUUUGGAAAGCCAGAAGCUUUCAAAAUUCUAAAUUUAGUCAGUUUUCAAAUUCUACUUUUCACAGGCCCUUCGAGAGCAAGUCCGUGAAUUGAACCGGCAGUUGAAUGCUGAUGAAAAUCGAUACCUGGAUCAAGAACCGGGAGACGAGGAUCCCGCCGAGCACUUUCCUUUGUAG